Messenger RNA from Micropterus salmoides (largemouth bass), 1452 nucleotides. Its product is annotated as integrin beta-like protein A. The transcript has 11 exons. Bases 94 to 1398 code for a protein of 434 amino acids. The record is from RefSeq and is a predicted model, not a curated record. NCBI's taxonomy places the organism in Eukaryota, Metazoa, Chordata, Actinopteri, Centrarchiformes, Centrarchidae.
GAGAGAGAGAAGGAGAGGCGGUCUUUGGAAGUAGACGUGUUGGUGUUGGUGUUUAGGCUAACUUUCUUUGUGGAGAGGGACUACACAGGCACUAUGUCGCUCCCUCUGCUGCUGCUGCUGCUGGUGGUGGUCUGCAGCGCCCAGGCUUCUCAUUAUCGUGGAAUAGUGAUGACUUACUACCCAAAAAACACUAACGCAGAUGGAUCUAUGACGGUGGACCUUCACUAUAAGUUGAACUUCCACGCUUGCGCAGACAUUACCUCAUGGACCUGCUUCAGCGGUAAUUGUGGAAAUGUGAGUUCUGCAGUGUUAAACAAGGUCGAUGAGGAGAUCGGCACAUUGGUGUGGUGUCAGACAGAGGGAAUCAUGACUCGCCAAGUUUCCAUCAACACUCCUUUUCAGUUGUGGUCAGAUGGUGGUGCCUGGAUAGAUUACAUCAAAAAUGGCAUCAUAGCAUGGAGAGCUUUGACUCUGGUGGAGCUGAGGAACCGGUCAGACACCAACCAGGCCAACAGAUCACCCCAGACCACCAUACUGCCUGUUUUGAGAGUUCCUUCAAACUGUCAGAGAGAUUUCAACCUGUUGGUGUUUGACCCUGAUGGAGAUGAAGUUAAAUGCAGAUAUGGAAACACAACACUGUCAGAGUGUUACGACUGCACACCGCCAUCUGUUCUCAACCUCUCAACAUCCUGUACUUUGUCAUUCAGCCCCACCAAUAGCAGUAAUGAAGGUCUGUACGCUGUACAGCUGGUGAUGGAGGACUUUCCCACUCAGAAUAUUACACUGACUCAAACUGAUAGGAUGCAGACGAAUAUAACUUCCAGCAACGCUAUAAGCAAAAUACCUGUCCAGUUUGUUUUAAGUGUGGACGCUGCGGUGCCGUCCUGCACAGAGGAACUCUAUCUGCCCAAGUUUCUACCUCCAACCCCAGACAACAGAGCUCUGCUGUGCGCCCCUGUUGAUCAGACCCUGGAAAUCAUUAUCAAUGCAACAGCAAAUAUCUCCAUGAUUUCUGAGCUGCUGUUCAGCGGGCCGUACAAUAUAAACAAGACUACAUUGGGAGCUGGACAGUACAUCCUGAGUUGGAUGCCGUCUGAAAUACAAACUGGAGAAAGCCACCCCAUCUGUUUUGUUGUCCAGGCUGUUUUCAAUUCAGUCACGUAUCAAUCGCAGCUACGAUGUGUGAUUGUGAAUGUUGUACACAACUCAUACCCGAUCCCAAUUUUCUUAGGUGUAAAGAUGAAGGUUUCCGCUCUGUCUUCACUGUCUGAGGACUACAUCAUUAAUAACAUCAUAGAGCUGAUUAGAGAUCAACAGGUGAUGCCAUCAGACAUCCCUCUACGCCUCAAAAGUAUUGUGAAAUCUACAACCACAGCGACCCCUGCUGUUUCAACUUGAACAUUUAUUGCAAAGUUUGUGUUUAGAGUUAAACAAUAAAUAUUUUGAAAUGUU